Molecule: messenger RNA, 7290 nt
Organism: Hemicordylus capensis (graceful crag lizard)
Lineage: Eukaryota; Metazoa; Chordata; Lepidosauria; Squamata; Cordylidae
Gene: ACADS
Product: acyl-CoA dehydrogenase short chain
Exons: 10
Coding region: 98-1333 (411 amino acids)
Biological process (GO): butyrate catabolic process; fatty acid beta-oxidation using acyl-CoA dehydrogenase
Cellular component (GO): mitochondrion
Molecular function (GO): flavin adenine dinucleotide binding
Source: RefSeq, a predicted model, not a curated record
GGAGCUCAUUAAUGUUAAUGAGGAGGCAGAAGCCGCCCGGCUGGUGGAGAAGAGCGAGGCGGAGUCGCUGCCGUCCUCCAGGCCUCCCCAGUCCAGCAUGGCGGCGGCGGCGGCUUUUCUGCGGGGACGCGGCGCGGCUGCAUGGACUUUUCAGCAUCUGCGACAACUGCACACUGUAUACCAGGCAGUGGAAUUGCCAGAGACGCACCAGAUGCUCCGCCAGACGUGCCGCGAUUUUGCCGAGAAGGAGCUGGUCCCCAUUGCUGCUCAGCUGGAUAAAGAGCACCGCUUUCCUGCGGAACAGGUCAAGAAAAUGGGGAGUCUUGGGCUGCUAGCGAUGGACGUGCCUGAGAAGUAUGGAGGAGCUGGACUGGAUUACUUGGCCUAUUCCAUCGCCGUGGAGGAGAUCAGCCGAGGCUGCGCGUCCACGGGAGUUGUCAUGAGUGUCACUAAUUCCCUCUAUUUAGGACCAGUUUUAAAGUUUGGGUCUGAAGAGCAGAAGCACAAGUGGAUCACUCCCUUCACAAAUGGGGACAAAAUUGGCUGCUUUGCUCUCAGUGAACCAGGGAACGGCAGCGAUGCUGGAGCUGCUUCAACGGUUGCCCAGCUCGUUGGCAACGAAUGGGUCUUGAAUGGCACCAAAGCCUGGAUCACCAACGCCUGGGAUGCCUCUGCAACUGUAGUGUUUGCCACCACAGACAAAUCCCUGAAACAUAAGGGUAUUAGUGCCUUCCUCGUCCCAAUGCCAACCCCGGGCUUGUCUCUGGGCAAGAAAGAGGACAAGCUGGGCAUCAGAGCAUCGUCAACCGCAAACCUUAUCUUUGAAGACUGCCGCAUCCCCAAGGGCAACCUGCUGGGGGAGCAGGGAAUGGGCUUCAAAAUCGCCAUGCAAACCCUGGACUCGGGCAGGAUUGGCAUUGCUUCGCAGGCCCUGGGAAUAGCUCAGGCAGCGCUGGACUGCGCUGUGGACUAUGCAGAGAAGAGGAUGGCCUUCGGGUCUCCCAUCACUAAGCUGCAGGCUGUUCAGUUCAAGCUGGCAGAUAUGGCACUGGCCCUUGAGGGUGCUCGCCUGCUGACCUGGAGAGCCGCCAUGCUGAAAGACAAUGGAAAGCCCUACACCAAGGAAGCGGCCAUGGCCAAACUUGCUGCAUCAGAGGCUGCAACGGCCAUUUCCCAUCAGGCUAUCCAGAUCCUGGGCGGGAUGGGCUACGUGACAGAGAUGCCAGCAGAACGCCACUACCGUGAUGCUCGGAUUACAGAGAUCUACGAGGGAACCAGUGAGAUCCAGAGGCUGGUGAUUGCGGGGCAGCUGCUGAAAGAGUACCAUGGGUGAAGAGACUUGCCCUUAAAGUGCCUCCUACUGCCUGCACUUUGUGAGAAAGUAUUUCUCAGAUGACGGUUGUGAAGAGAGAAUGUCGGUCCUUGCCAGAAGUGUCAAACAUUUAGGGGGGGAGAGAGAGAGGCAGAGCCCUAAGCAUUCUUUUAGGAAGCCAUGUGCUCUGGCAGUCGAGUUUGUUUGAGUGUUUAAAACCACCAGAAAAUAAGUGCCUUGCAGACAUCAUCCACCCAAUAAUUUGCACUACCUUAUGUUUGAUUCCUGCACGCCACCCUUAAUGAAUUUCCAGGUGGUAGACACUUCUGUGUGUGAAAUAAUUAAGCGCUCUUUACCCUCACCUACUGUAGCAGAAGAAGCCAGGUCCCCGGGGGAGAGGAGUGGUGAUCUGUACAGCCCAAUGAAUGAAGGUUGUACUUUCUUCAGUGUAAGCUACUGAAACUUAAGUGCCGUCUCCUGCUUUAUCCGAUUACCACAACUACCUCUGCAUCCAAGCCAGCCUGUUUAGGACAAGUGGUGGGAGGUGUGCCCUACAAGUGCAUAGGAGCCCAUUCAUUCCUUUAGCAAGUAGAUUAGGCAAGACAAGCUGAGAUUCCUGUAAAGGUUGUUUGACUCCCACACAGCUUGCAGCUAUUAAAUCGGAACACUUAACAACUUAUUAGAGGCUACCAGAACAUGGAUGGGUGUGUGUAUGUGUGGGAGGAGUAAUAUCCUGCUAGUGAAAUAUUGGUCCACCAUAAUUUCACCAUCUCAUAAUUGCCUCCUACCUUUCCCCACUGAGAAACGUAACAAGAAUGUUGUACAACAGAUGCUGUAUGUUCACUUGUUGUAGCUAUUAACCAUGAUUGUGGAAGGUUCCUUACCAGCAAAGGCAGAAUCCUUCUAAAAACCAGAAGCUGAGGAUAAACAAUGUGGAAAAGGCCAUUGCCAGAGACAGUCAGUGGCUUCCUACUGAAGACAGAGUGCUAGCCUAGCUUGGCCUGAAGCAAAAAGGCAAGGCUCCAUGACGGUGGAUGAGGCAUCAGCUUGGGAGUGGGAUGCCUCUAUCACAGCCCCGAAAGUCUUGUCCUCGUACCUCUCCGAGCUUCUCCAGAUUAGCCACCUUGGCUUUGAGGGAACAAACUUGUUCUGAGAGUCAGGAGCUCCUUGCACCAAGCACACCCCCAUGACUUCUGCCCAUCAAGCAGAUAGUCAUACAUGCAACACACUGUGCAAUACACUAGGAAGCUUUGCCUUCCCAACUGGCUUUCUACCUUCAUGACUCGUUCUGUGGCUGUUUAGAAUAUUCAACAGUUUAAACUGUAGUACUUACCUUCUCUUCCCGCUGGGCUCCAUGUGAUCAAGAGGAGCUCCUUUCAAGCUCUCUCACACACCUCCCUGCUAAACCCCUAUGAUACCUGUUUGUUAAUUCCUGGUCACUAAUUCCCCUGGACGCCACCUCUUAUGUAGAGAGUAGGCUUCAAACUGAGGCAACCUGGCUCAACAGGAAUGUGGCUCCUCCCACCAGGUGUGACUCUCCUCAGCCCUAGCUGGCUCCUCCCACUCCCUCCAAGCAAAAGAGAAACAAAGUCACACAGACACUCGGACUUCUCCCCUAAAGAGAUACCAUCCCCUACAAUCUCCCCCUCCUCCUGUUCGUUUGAAGAAGAAAUUAGUCUUUUUAUAAAAGUUGGCUAUCUUCUCAGGUCUGCUUGUCCUCUUCCCAGAGCAGGCUUCUCCUACAAAUUCUCUUUACCACACCACGGCGUUAUGUUACUUCAUUGAGAUGGGCAACACACCUCUCUUAAAAGAAAUCAAACUUGAUUAGAUCUGAUCAAACAUUUCUACGAUUCACAAUCAUGCCACUUCAGCUUGUCAUCAAGCCUGCCUAGUUUGGGUUCAGCCUACACUGGCUUCCCCACUCAACUGAAGCAGUUUUUAACAGCUAAGGUGGCAUACACUCAAGGGCUGCUUUGCCAAUAGGGACCUGCUGGUGAGCAAGUUAUCUCCAAUUGUUGUUUCCAAUGGCUCAUGUACUGUACAUCUGGCACACAUUUACCCAGACAUUUUCUCUUUAGCUCUCUAGAACUGCCUUAGAUCCAUGGUCUUACCAGUGAUGCUUCUGGGAGCUACAGAGAUUAUUAAAAGUCCUCCAGGAUAUACACAGAGAGAAUACCCUUUACAAAGCCAAAGUUACACAUUUAAGGAGCAACAAGCACUUAAUGUGUCGAACAGUCCAGUCUGCUCAGCAAUCCUUUCUCUUUCCUUACCUCUUUUGCUUGCUUGCAAAUCCAAGGUCUGGUUCUGGGCAAAUUCAGAGCCUGGUUCUGUUUGUUUUUUGGUAAAAGCAAAUGCAACCCAACUCAGUAACCCAUCUCAUAAAUGCAACAUUUUAAUUUGUGUGUGCACUCGCUCUCUCUCUCUCUCUGGGGUACCUGAAUGAGAAGUUUGUGACAAAAGGGGUUCAAUUGUUUAAAAAAGGUUGGGAGCUCUUGCUCUAUCCUGACUGGCAGUAGUUCUCCAGGGUCAGACAGGCUUCUCCCCUAAUCACAGCUGGAGACGGAACCUGGGAUCUUCUGCACAUGAAGCUGGUGCUGAGCUUGUGAUCUCUCCCCAAACUGGAAAUCCCAGCACCUGUUUUCACAAACCAUGAAGCCACACAACCCCACACAGACCUGCCAUCUGCAACAUCAAGACAGGAAUCCCGACUUGCCACGUGUUCCCAGCCUUUGGUCCCCAGCUGAUGUUGGGCUACAAGCCCCAUCACUGCCAGCCUCUGGCCAUUGUGGCUGGGGUGGUAGGCCACACACACCUGGGGACCCCGGCAUUACCGGGCUAUUGAGAUCUAUGAGAAGCACGCUAACCAAUGCUUAUGAUUAGCAGAAUGCAUGCACUGAACUUAAAAAGACAGGGCUUGGUUGCUCAAAGUUAAACUUGCCAAGGGCAUUGCUAUUAUAACAUCAAGUGCCAGCUGUAAAGGGGAAAAGGUCUGAAGUUCUGAUCUGUUAAAAUACACUUUAAUUCAGAUCCCAUUCACAACAGGUACUUAAUGUUACAGACUGGAAAACAUGAACUCUCAAACUGCUUCCUCCCACAAGGCAGUCAAAGCAGCAAAUGCCACCUAAUGGUUAGCAGGUAGCGGGAGCUGUUAUUUUUACACAGCCCAGUGAGAAUUUGUCAGAGUAUAAAUUUUUGCCGUUUCCCCUUGAUAUUGGCCAAUAGAGAGAGAUUAAGUAUUACAACAUAUUUAAACAUUUCUGAAGAAAUCAGGCACUGCAAAUCAAUGCCUCAAACACCUAUAAUUUCCCCAGCUUUAGCUGGCUAUAGAUUUCCCCCCACUCUUUUCAAAGAACUACAGGCAGUAAAUUAAUAGGUACUCUACAAGAUGCUGGGGCAUUAAUUAUUCUACAAUAACUGGGUCAGAUUCCAGUACAAUAGAAUAGACUUUGACAGUGCUGUUUAUGUAAUUCAACACUGACAAAAUAGCAGCCGGUGGGAAGGAGUCUUUUCACAAUCUCCCAGCACGUUUUAUGCGAGUCAUAAAGCUGCAUCUAGAUGUGCUCUCUGUGUCCUUCCCCGCCCCCCACCCAAGUUUUUUAGGUUUUUGCUCGUCACAGUCGAUGAUGGAAUAGGGGCAGGAAAACCACAAAGUAAAAACUGCUAUACUCUCAAGGCCUCCGAGUUCCCUUGCUACAACUUCAGGCAUUACACAUCAGUUCUAAAUGUGACGAAAAAAAUGUAACAUCCUCACGCCAACACCAAUAAUUCGAUACAAAUCUUUAGACAAGUAGUUGUUCUAUCUUACCAACAUCCAAGGUGAUACCUGAAGGUGAAAUCAGACGUGAAGUUUUUGGAGGAAAGGGAUUAAAAAUCCACAAAUGCAUUUCAUUCAAAAUACAAAACUCUACCCCUACAGGAAGUGUCUAGGAAGGGUUCGAACAGGGCUUCUAGCUGGAGCUUCCGAGCCCUCCCCUCCGUUCACCUCACAGUGAUCACGACCUUCUCGGGCCCAUAUCCAACAGCUGUGGUCCUGUCACCCAGCAGCAACAGAGCCUCCCUCCCACCCACUUACUGACAUUUUGAAUGUUGGGUUAUGCAAAGCAAGCAAAUAUUAGAAUGAAACAUGCAAAUUAAGUAUUUGAAGUACAAGAUUUAGGGAGGUCUGAGACAGAGUUACAUAUCACAAAUGACUGUGCUGUUCCCUUAAUAAAAAUCUUCCCUCUUUGCAAAUAAUCAAACCAAAUGGACCCUCAAUACUUUGUAAUACACAAAUGCAGUCCACUAGGAAAGCCAAGUUAACUCCUGCCAAACUGAACAAACUCAACAUAUUAACCCCAUUACAGUAUUUCCCCCCAAAAUAAAAAGCUUUACAUCCAAGAGCUGUGAUCUGUGCAAAUGAGAUUCCUCUGCAUGUCUGCUAAAACAAUACCCCUUUCACACACAAAAAUAAUUGUUUCUACAAGAUGGACAGAAAAGAAAUGAAGUAAGAGACAAGGAAAUUUCAGAAUAAGUUGGACUUUGACCUGAGUUGAUUUAGUGAGUGUGUGUGUAUACACAGAUGUUUCCAAAAUCAGUUUAAACUAGCCAGCCAAAUCUGAACUCAGACUUUUCAGAGUGCAGCAUGAUUCACAAAAGAUAUUCACAUGAACGCUCCAAUUUUUUUUGAAAAAGAAAUGACCAUUUCAGCUUUUACUUCUGAAAGUUUGCGUGGAAAACUAUGAGGCUUCUAUUAUUUAAUAGCUUCUGGUCCUAUGUCACUGCCUCAAAGAGGGUAUGAAAACUGCCCUCCCCGAAAAACAUUUGGGAAAGGACAUUAAAUUUAAUGGGUUAGGGCUGCAGGCCUCAGAAUACAAAGGCAGGGCUAAAUUAAAAGGCAUCCCCUUUGAUACCCGGAAUUUCAACUCCACAGGCCUUCACCCAGUUUGCAAAAAAAGAGAAGAUAAGAUCCUCUUAGUACCUUCAAGACAGCUGAUUUCUCACAGUUAAAAUAACAUAGCCAGGACAGAUUGUUAAGAAAAGUCCACAUUUUAACAGACUCCCAGGUACAAAGCAGUCAUCACAAGCUCUGACCAAUCACAACAGCAGAGGACAGGGGUUUUUUUCUCUCUCUUUUUUCUCAAAGGGCAGGGAAUGGGGAAAAAUACAGUGCACUAAUGGAACAAUGCGCAAAAAAAAACCAAAACCAAAAAAAUAAAAUAAAAAUAGAAAAUAGAAAAAAUGUAUUUACAAGUCAUACAUUACUAUGAUCCGAACGCACAGAGACGACAGCUGCUAUAAUACAUGCAUUGGGUCAGGAAGGGAGCUAUUAAAACCCUGCAAUGGAGAAAAUGUAAAAUCAAGACCAACCCACAAAUAAAAAGGGGGCAGGCGUGGAGGGAUCGAGGAGGUCCAGGGCUUCCGCUUUUCCCCUCCCCAAAGUUUGCUACAUUGAUUGAAAUCAAAACCAUCUUCUAAAACCCAGGAGAACACGCAGUACAAAAUACUACACUGUUUCGUUUUUUUUUUUAAACUGAAGCUUCACUUUGGAUGGGGAGGAGGGCGGAGAGACAGCAACGUAUUUGCAGAUCCAUAUACAAGAAAGUCCAUAGCAAAGUGCUCUACAUGCUAAAAAGUACAGCAAGCCCGUCUGCUACAAAGCAUGAUCCUAGCAGGUUUUUCCUUUGCAUUUAUAUAUAUUUAUAUAUUUAUAUAUAUAUAUAAAUGGGCAUGGGUGUGUGUCUGUGGGUGUGUGUAUCGAUAUAUUAUAUACACAUAUAUAGACGCGCGCACGCGCACGCACACACACACACACGUGCGUGCACGCGAGUAUAAAAGUCGUGCCCUUGUUCACUGCAGCUUGACAUCUGGGUGGCGACGCAACUGGUUACAACAAAGUCCUUGUGUUGUGUACUGCAAGAAGUCACUCAAUGUCUGUGGAUUUAAUAAGUCACCUCACGCCACAGAAAAUAUUUAAUAAAUUCAAAGAACAAAAAAAAAAA